Messenger RNA from Neurospora tetrasperma FGSC 2508, 2289 nucleotides. RefSeq lists its product as uncharacterized. The record is from RefSeq and is a predicted model, not a curated record. NCBI's taxonomy places the organism in Eukaryota, Fungi, Ascomycota, Sordariomycetes, Sordariales, Sordariaceae. The transcript has 4 exons. Bases 1 to 2289 code for a protein of 762 amino acids.
AUGCUGAGCGGUCCCAGCAUCCACCGUAUUGGCCUUGCGCCCAUCGACGCUUUCAUCCGCCGCCCCCAGCCAAUGCAACAGGCCCUUCUCAUCUGGAGAGCCUGCACCGCCAACGAUCCAGUUCAAGAGGACGAUGUCGUUGCUGCGGAGGUUCCUACUGACGACAACACCCUAACUCGCCUCAUGCUCGUCGCCGAUAUCCCGCCGAUCGUCGCAGCGACAACAGUCUCCCAUCUUGCCGUGACUCCUGGCACAUCUACCCUCCAUCAUGAGUUCAUCAAUGCUCAAGGCAAGAACUCGUUCAUCCAUGCUUGCACCGCUUCCCCCGAGGUGCAGGCCACAAUGCCCACCAUCACCAAGACCAAGGUCGUCGUCGAGUGCGAGCCCGUUGAGGUUAUCACCCAUGAUAUUGAACCCUCCGUCGAGAACACGACCGGCUUGAUCAAGCCAACCCACUCGCGGACCGAUUCGACCUGUUCCGUUUCCUCCACUACCAGUAAUAGCUCAACACAAACCACGGAUAGCGUUUGGUCCAGUUCAACCACCACCACUGCAGUCUCUGGCACCUCGGAUACCCAAGAACUUUUCCCCAAGAAUGGCACCAAAGUCACUUCUCCCGUUCUCAUUCAUGGCGAUCUUGAAUGCUUCGCGAUACCAACUCUUCAGUUACCUCCCGUUACGCCCAUCGUCAUCGUGACGUCCCCCGAGGCUACCAUCACUGUCAUUCAUGACCAUCAGCAGCCUGACCAAAACACUGAAGACGACAACGACCCAAUCAUCGACUUUAUCGAAAACAACCUCGACGACAUUACUAAAGAUCAAUGGACUGAACUCAUGUACGCCUACGCCAGUCAACUACGGGAGGCCAAGCGCCGCCGCCGCCGCGAUAUGACAGACUGUCGCGAAGUUUUCCAACUUGCAGAUCUGACGCUGCCUCCUACGUCCCCCUCUCAGUGGCAGCCCAAGGGAAACUUUGAGACCCCAGAGAAGGACGAAGAUUUUAGCAGCUUUCAUCUGGACACUCUUCCCCCGUUCGAAGAGGAGAUCGAAGUUGCGGUGCAGUCGCAGACCGCGCAUGGUCAUUGUGAAGUCGGUACCGAGAUGAAGACGUCGCUUGUAUCGACCACCGCGAGUAUUUUUCCGAAGUCCAGCAUCACUCGAACACCUCUUCGGAAGUUCAAGGUUCGUGUUCGUAAAAGUGAGUCGUCUUCAAGGAAGUUCUGCAUCCGCUCCCACAACAGGCUUCAGCGUGAAAAUGCCGUCCAAUCCUGCCAUGUGCUGCCGCCUAUCAUCAUCACGGAGCCCGAGGAACCCGCCGGCGACCUCACCCACCAUCAGAAGGCAACCCAGUCAUUGUACCUUGAGGUGCCGGAGCUGAAGAAGACACGACAAGACUCUUUCACUUACAGCCUCGUCGAGCCAUCUUUGAUCCCAGAUGAAUAUACUGGCCCGAACUUCGCCCCUUGCUCGCCAGAAGGCAAGGAGAAGUGGCUGAACAAGUGGGCAGAGAAGGGUUAUGCCACCCGUAGAAGAGCAACCAUGUGGACUAUUGAUGUUCCAACCGCGAAAGAGGCGAUGCGGGUGGAGGACAAUCAAGUUUUCCUCCCUCCUGUUACCACGGAGACUCCUCGCGCACGCUGUGUUGACAACUAUGGUGAGGAUUAUGGCGGUACCUCGAAGACUCCUGAAUCAAGAGCAUCUUCAAAGCUCGACCAAUGGAGCGAAGAAAAGGAAGAGACGUUUGACGACCUUUAUGGCUGGGAGAAUGAGGGGAGAGUGACGGAACAGGAUCGCCAGGAAGAGCAGAAGGUACAUCAGGAUGAGGGCAUCAAGAACAGAGCGAGCAACCUGGGGAUCGGCAAGCCUACCUCUACCACCCAAGCACCGAUGAAGAUCUCGCCUAUUGAUUACCACGAACAAACCGCACUCGUUUCCGCCCGUUGCCAAAAACUGGGACCGGACAAGUUUGACAGAUGGUGCGAAGAGUAUGCGACUCCCAUCUCGGAAGCCAUUUGGGACGAGACCAGCACCGAUUUGGAAGAUUUUGUUGAAACAAACAGCGAGCCCGCCCAGCAACUGGAAGAGACUGUCGAUACCCCGCGACGCCACUCGUUCCCCCGUGACAAGUCUCCUAGGAGGUAUAUGAGGACCCGCCGGAGCUUGGAGCGUAAGGAGGAUGUUCUGACAAGGCUGCGCCAGAUGCGCUGCCGCCUUAAGCGUUGGGCGGAGAGGAGAGACAACAUGCGGUACGACGGGGACUUUGUCUUCAACUUCGAGAACCGGGAGUAA